AUGAUUACUACUACUACUACUACUACUACUACUACUACUACUACUACUACUACUACUACUACUACUACUACUACUACUACUACUACUACUACUACUACUACUACUACUACUACUACUUCUACUACUACUACUACUCACACUACUACUACUACUACUACUCACACUACUACUACUACUACUACUACCACUAAUAAUAAUAAUAACAACAGUAAUUGCUUUAUUACAAAUAAUAUGUAUGACAGUAUGGAAUUCUCAGCACGUAAUUUUCAACAUAUUAACUCCCAGAACAAUACUUUCACACGAAAUGGUUAUUACAUCGGAAUGAUCCUAAUAAUAACAACAUUGAACGCAAUGAUAUGA
Molecule: messenger RNA, 360 nt
Organism: Heterobilharzia americana
Lineage: Eukaryota; Metazoa; Platyhelminthes; Trematoda; Strigeidida; Schistosomatidae
Source: the annotation of a GenBank genome assembly